AUGUCUCAAAGUGGAGAAAUAUUGAAAGACGAAUUCUGGGAUGAUGAUGAUAUUGAAAGUGUUGAACCAGAUGAUUGUGGAAAGCGGUGAGUAAUAUUUGAUUUUGUAAAAAAUCCAGAAAAAUAUUUUUUCAGUUUGAAAGGUCUUCUGAUUCGCGUUGCAAUUUCAUUAUUUUUCAUCGGAUGUUGUACUGGAGCUAUUAUAUUCUCAUUCAUCAAUGGUGAAACCGGAACUCAACAUGAAACCCAUAGAGAUGCUUCCAAAAACUUUUCAAUUUUUAUCGAUCAAUACAGUAAGAAAGAGGGAUUGUAUAUUUUGACCUAUAAACUUCCUGACGAUGCAGAAGAUGAUCAAGAACCGGUAAUUUUUCAUUAAAAUUUAUUUGAGCGGAUAAUAAUUUUUGCAGGCUGUUGAAGAAUUUGAUUCAUUUUGGAUUCAGAGUGACACAAAUAAAACUCUUGUUCAUAGAAUCACGCAGAAUGUGACGAUUUACGCGUUUCCGACUCAUUCAUAUUGGUAUGAUACAACAAAUGGAAUUGUGAGUUUCAGGGGGGAGGGUCCGAAGAACUUCGAAAAUAUCUGAAACUACAAGAGAGCUAAACCGCUGCUGCAGGAAAAUCUCCGCACAUUUUUAUUGGUUAAAUGAAAAUACUAUUUCCAAAAAAACUUUAGGUUUCAGAAGUUAUUAUCAAGUUACUGGAAGUCACUUCAUUUUGGGAAAUUUUGAACAAUUUUUCAAGAAUUGUAUAGGAAAAUCCCUCACUUGCAAAAUAUUUCCCCCUGUCAAUAAGAAAUAAUUGUUCAAAUGAACCCGAUUUGUUCUCAAAAGUUUCCAUGACAAACAUCAAUCAACUUAUCACUCAACUUUCUGUGAAAAAACUUUUUUACAGAAAUAGAAAUAUAUUUUAUGUGUAUCAGAGAAUGAUCAAAAAUCCAAUUUUUUUCAGAAAUGCACUUUCGAUCGCUCAACAACUUAUACAACUUAUAUUAACAGUUUGGGAAUGACGUCACUUGUUAGAAAUCAUCAGGAAUAUGUGAGUUUGGGGCGCCAAUAGCGGCUGAAGUUUUUGAACGAUACAAUCUCUUCUAAAACUUACCCUAACUCUAAUUAUGUUUUCCAGGAACAAACUCAUCAAGGAGAUAAAGUUUAUGUCUAUCAAGGAAAUCCAAAUGAAGUCCUGUUAUCAAACGUAAAUCAAACAGCUUUUCUAGUAACUGCCUAUGCAGAUGCUGUAACUGGUACGUAAUUUUUUUUUUUAAUAUUUUUACUCCUAACAAAAAGUAAGAAAAAAAACUAUUGUGGUCUAUCAUUUAGGUUUUUAUAGAAUUCGUUUCUUUUCCCAUGAAUAUUUAUUGUUUUGACCAUCAAAUGGCGAAAAAAAAAAUACUUGAGAAUAUUUUCAUGGAACUUUUUCUUUUUUCUAUGCAUCACUUGGGUACCUUCUUGGUUUUUGAUGUUCCAAAUAUUUCUUUUGUUUUUUUAGUUCAACCGGAUGUACAAAUCUUUCUUGACUUUAUUUUUUUCCAAAACUUUUUCUAAGCAAGAACCUUUAUGUAGAAUAGCAAGACAGAUUCUAGAAUUUCCGUUUUUCGCUGAUGAAAAACCCAAUAUCCUGUAGGGUAAACAAGGUUCUCAUCAUUUCUUUUUUCAAUUUGCAUUGAAUACUGAUUCAAUUUUUUGCUAUUCAAAAUUGCUUAUUUAUAAGAAAAGAUAUCUAUAUUUUUUUCAGGAGCAUUGCUAGCUUGGGACACUUAUUUCACAGCCGAUGAUCAUAGUUCGGAUAUGGUUUAUAAAGCAUCAUAUGAAUAUAGUUCAAUGACUCCAGCGAAACCAGAUCCUUCCUGGUUUACGACACCUGAACAAUGCUCACCUAAUUAG
Caenorhabditis angaria is the source of this 1879-nucleotide messenger RNA. NCBI's taxonomy places the organism in Eukaryota, Metazoa, Nematoda, Chromadorea, Rhabditida, Rhabditidae. The record is from the annotation of a GenBank genome assembly.